CCCGACGCCUUGGUGGGUCCGGGGAUACCCCGCCACGCUCGCCAAAUCAACACGCUCAGCCACGGCGAGGUGGUGUGCGCCGUCACCAUCUCCAACCCCACCAAGUACGUCUAUACGGGGGGCAAGGGGUGCGUCAAGGUGUGGGAUAUCAGCCAGCCGGGGUCGAAGAGUCCGGUGUCGCAGCUGGAUUGUCUGCAACGCGACAACUACAUAAGGUCGGUGAAGUUGCUGCCCGACGGGCGGACGUUGAUCGUGGGCGGCGAAGCCAGCAACCUGUCGAUUUGGGAUCUGGCCAGCCCCACGCCCAGGAUCAAGGCGGAGCUGACGUCGUCUGCGCCCGCGUGCUACGCCCUGGCAAUCAGCCCGGAUUCCAAAGUGUGCUUCAGCUGUUGCUCGGACGGUAACAUCGCCGUCUGGGAUCUGCACAACCAAACUUUGGUCCGACAAUUCCAAGGCCACACAGAU
Messenger RNA from Phaedon cochleariae (mustard beetle), 465 nucleotides. NCBI's taxonomy places the organism in Eukaryota, Metazoa, Arthropoda, Insecta, Coleoptera, Chrysomelidae. The record is from the annotation of a GenBank genome assembly.